CAUCAGCCCGAUUCUAGUAGUUUUGGGGAAGAGGAAGACAUGGCCGCAAGGUUACUGCUGAGAACCGCCGUACGGGCCGCGACGACCUGCAGGCCGUCUCCAGUGGUCGCUCUGAGCAGAGGGAUGGCGGCGGGAGGUAUUCCCACUGAUGAAGAGCAGGCAACUGGACUCGAGAAGAAGAUUAUGCAUGCUCUGAAAACAGGCUCAGAUCCUUACAGCAUGCUGAAGCCCAAGGAGUAUGCAGGGUCAAAGUCGGACCCCCAUCUUGUACCUUCCAUCACCAACAAAAGAAUUGUUGGCUGUGUCUGUGAGGAGGAUAACACCGCUGUGGUGUGGUUCUGGCUCCACGAGGGUGAAACCCAGCGCUGUCCCUCAUGCGGCUCUCAUUACAAGCUAGUGCCUCAUGAGCUGCCUCACUGAGCUGCUGCCUCCAAUGCAGCGUCGCAUCCCAGAAUUCCAGAGACGUGGUGACCUCAUGUUUGUCUAUUUGCAAAGAAGUACAGGGGAUGUAACCUGUCCUCCUGAUUUGGGACACAAUAUUUUAGCAGACAAUUUCCGUAAAUUAUUGGAGUGUACAUUUUGCGUUUGGUCCAGUUACACCUAAUAAAAUGCUUACUCUGA
This is a messenger RNA of Megalobrama amblycephala (Wuchang bream), 621 nucleotides long. RefSeq names its product cytochrome c oxidase subunit 5B, mitochondrial. Gene Ontology annotation, biological process: mitochondrial electron transport, cytochrome c to oxygen. NCBI's taxonomy places the organism in Eukaryota, Metazoa, Chordata, Actinopteri, Cypriniformes, Xenocyprididae. Gene Ontology annotation, cellular component: mitochondrial envelope. The record is from RefSeq and is a predicted model, not a curated record. The transcript is spliced from 4 exons. Bases 40 to 420 code for a protein of 126 amino acids.